Molecule: messenger RNA, 2650 nt
Organism: Lottia gigantea (owl limpet)
Lineage: Eukaryota; Metazoa; Mollusca; Gastropoda; Lottiidae
Exons: 5
Biological process (GO): cilium assembly
Cellular component (GO): ciliary transition zone
Source: RefSeq, a predicted model, not a curated record
AGAUGGCCGACGAAUCCGAGAAAAACGAAAAGAAGAUUAUAAGAAAGCUUCCACCUUUAUCACCAAAAGGGCAAGCGCUGAAUGAAGAUGGUGCGAAGAAGGUAGUGAAAAAGAAGAAAAAGAAAAUACCAGUUGACGAUACCGAUGGGUCACCACCUCAAAAUAACGAAUCGGUGGAAGAGCCCAAACAAAAAGCACCUGCCAAACCAAAACGGAGGCCCCGAUCACAAAGCCGACCUGGUAACGAUAACGAGGGGACAGAAGUUACUGAAGAAAUACAUUCCCCUUCGAAACCGAAAAAGAGAAAGCCAAAGAAAACAGUGGAUGAGAAUGAAAACGCGGGUGUUGGUGGUAGUAAAGAGAACGAGGAGGAUGUCACUGGCAGUAAAGCUAGUUUGAUUGGGAAAGAGAGUGAAAGUGGAACUCCAAAAAAGAAAGGAAAGAAAAAGAAAGUCAAGAAAGAAAUAAAUAAAGAUGAAUUUGGUGAUGCUGUGUUGGCUUCUGACCUCACAUUUAUUUCGGAAGAUGUGGUGGCUGAAAGAGUGAAAGAUGAAACUUUAGUUGAUCAGCCUCAUUAUACCUCACCUAAUAUAUUACGCAGUCAACCUACUGGAAAACUUUAUAUAGAAACUAAUAGGGGAUUUAAAGGUGAAGAUAAAGCUAAGUUAGCCAAGAAAAUUGCCGAAGAAGAAAAGACAAGAGAAUUUGAUAUAGUUGAACCAUCUAGUAUGACAACAAUGGAGUUUGGCCUUCAGACUCACAAGAUUUUUAAAACAUUUGGUUUAUUUUUACAUGGUUUAUUAGCCGGUAUUGCUCUCUGGCAUAUUGUUAUAGUUUAUAUUUUAAGCCAGUUUCCAACUACAGAUUUCCUACAACACUACCGUCCACUAGCAAUGCCUGUACAGUGUAUGUACUAUAUAUUACUAGCACUAUGUUCAGUGUCAGCAUGUGAUAGAUGUGAUGUAGCUAAUACAAGUGGAAGAUUUUUCCUGAAAGCAUUGUCUCUACAGAAUACAGCUAUAGCUAUUGUAAUUUAUUUCUUGGCCUUAAUAUUAUCAAUAUGUUUAAUAUCAACAGAAGAUAAGAUUAAUCUAUAUGAUACUAAACCGGAAUUAUGGACUGAUGCUGUGGAGAGUGACAGUGAGUUAUCGCUAUGGAGAACAUUAAAUACAGUACGUGGUGUAUCAAUAAUAUUAGGCUGGGUAGUCUUAUCUGUGGCACCAAACGCAGACCGUCUUGGAGACAAUCUUAAGAAGGGAGAUGAUGAAAUAUUAGGAAAAGAUGUAGAACUUUCAGGAGUUACAGCAGCAUAGUGCUCAUAAUGUCUUCAAACUUUUAUUCUUGACAUUCAGAUAGGAAUAGCAUAUCUUAGGCUUAACAGAACUUAUAGUUGGACGAUUUCGAGGAUUUCAGACUUUUAUCUUGUAUGUUAUUCGAACAUAGAUCUGAUGUGAAAGCAUUUUCUUUAUCUCAAUUUUACACUCUUUCUCUAAUUUGAAAUUGUCUGAGCAAAGUAAAAAAGUUUUUUUGUAUUUUUUCUAUAUUUUUAAUGAGAAAUGGAAUAGCAGCCUCAAAAUAGUACUGUUAGUCUUAGAAUGUCUUUGUGUUGAUAAAAAUAUAAACAUUAGCACACAUUAUGUCUUCAAAAUUUGUUUUUACAGGGGACAAUUUUCAGUCCAAAUUUGAGAUUUUUUGCUGAAAGUUCUAGGAGAAAAAAGUGCUUCUUUUCAAUGUAAAGGCAAAGAUAUUCUUAGAUUUAACAUUGCUAUUUUGAGGCUGCUAUUCCAAUUCUCAUUAAAAUAAUACAAAAAAUUUUAAAAAAAAUGUCUGCUUUACUUAGACAAUAAUUAAUCACUUCAAUAUGCUCCUUGGGACAAAUCAAUUAAAUUUGGCACCAAUGAAAGUAUAUGAUUUCUGUGUAGAUGUAUGAACUGUAUUGAACCUUUCUCAGGUAUAUAUUUGUUUGUGUCACUCUCUCAAUCCGUCCAUAGUUAUCCUUCCAACUAUAUACUUCAUUGUUAAUCCAUGAUAUUUAUUCACAUUCUAGAGUCUAUCCUAUUUGCAGUCAAUUGUGGGUUAAUGCAUAAGAGGAAUUGAAAGUAGAUUAUAAAGAGGGAUUUGCUUCAUAGACUGAUCAAUUAUCCUUAACACUUUUCAGAAUUAAAAAUGACAUCUUGUUUUACUACAAUAGAAAAAGUUAUUCAUGAAGGUUAAACUGAUAUCACUGAGAGCAUUUUCAACUUUCUCCCAUGCAGAUAUUACUUUAUUAUUUACACUUGAAUCUAAAAUACAAUUCAGUCUUCCCACUAUGUUGCCGUCUUCAUUAGCCCACAUGGUGCAGAAAGUAGAACGUAAAACUCCAUUCAUUUCAUUUCAUUUCCCACUAUGUUGGUGGCUCUGAUACAGUUGACUAUAAAUUCAAAUUGAACUUGGUCGGAGACUUUUGUCACAGAUUAGAGUCUUGUCUUGAGUUUCACUACUGGCACAGGAACAGACACAAAUCUGAGUGAGUUUGUGUGGAAGCAAACCAGCAGGAUCAUAUAAAUAUCUUGUCAGACUAUACUAUUGUAGAAUUUAUGUAAUUAUUUGUAUAUUGAAGUAUUUAUUGUAAAGUUUUUAUGGUUAUAAAUAUAUUAUAAUAUUUUAAUAU